AUGAAAAAUUUACCUGUGUCUAAUCAUUUAAUAUUUGCAACUAUAAUAGCAUUAUUAGGUGGUUCAUUUCAAUUUGGAUAUCAUAUUGGUUGUAUUAAUCCAUCUGCUUCUAUAAUUCAAGGAUGGUUUAAUGAAAGUUAUUAUAGUUUACAUGGAGAAUAUUUAGAUUAUCAAAAAUUAGAUUUUUUUUGGGCAAUAACAGUAAGUAUUUUUGCUAUUGGUGGUAUGAUUGGUGGAUUAACAACUGGUCUGGUUGCUGAAAAAUUUGGUAGAAAAGUAUCUUUACAUUAUAAUAAUAUAAUAAUUGUUAUUGCAACAAUUUUUAUGGUAUUAUCCAAAUAUCUUAACAUAUUUUAUUUCUUAAUUAUUGGAAGAUUUUUGAUAGGUUUAGGAUGUGGAUUAAUAUCAGGAUUAGUUCCAUUAUAUCUUACUGAAAUAUCACCAACAAAAUAUCGUGGAGUUUUAGGAAGUUUACCACAAUUAUUUAUAGUAAUUGGAAUUUUAUUUUCAACAAUAAUAUGUUAUAAAAAUUUGUUAGGUACACCUGACUCAUGGCAACACAUAUUUACAUUUUCAUUACUUCCUGCAGCAAUUCAAAUUAUCUGUCUAUUUUUUAUUCAUGAAUCACCAAAAUAUUAUUUAAUAACAAAAAAAGAUGAAGAAAAAGGGUAUAAAGCAUUAAAAAAAUUUAGAAUUAGUAGAGAUAUAUCAACUGAAGUUGAUGAAAUAAUUAAUGAAAAUAUUAAUCAUAAUGUUGAUGAAAAAAAUAUUACAUUUAGAGAUAUGAUAUUACCACCAUUACGAUGGCCUUUAAUAAUUGCAAUUAUGAUGAUGCUUUCACAACAAUUUUCUGGUAUCAAUGUUGCAAUGUUCUAUUCUACCAAAAUAUUUGAAAAUGCUGGAAUGAAAGGUGACACACCAUAUUUUGCAACACUGGCUAUAAGCGUUAUUAAUUUAUUAAUGACAAUUGUAUCAAUAUGGCUUGUUGACCACCCAAAAUGUGGAAGAAGAAUUUUACAUUUAACAGGAUUAACAGGGAUGUUAUUAACAUCAAUUGUUAUUAUGUUAUCACUUGCAAUGUCUCAAAGUGAUGGAAAUAUUAAAAGUUUUGGACAAUAUUCUAGUAUUUUUAGUAUUGUAUUUUUUGUUAUUUUCUUUGCACUUGGUCCAGGUUCAAUUCCAUGGUUUUUUGUUACAGAAAUAUUUGAUUCAAAUGCUCGAGCACAUGCUAGUUCUAUUGCCUGUUUAUGUAAUUGGUUAGCUAGUUUUCUUGUUGGUGUAGCAUUUUUACCAUUAAAUAAUUUCUUGGGACCAUAUUCAUUUCUUAUCUUUUCAAUGUUUCUACUUAUAAGUAUUAUUUUCACAUAUAAAUAUGUUCCAGAAACAAAAGGAAAAACAAUAUCAGAAAUAAAAGAAAAGUUAGCUUAA
Messenger RNA from Strongyloides ratti, 1428 nucleotides. Its product is annotated as Sugar/inositol transporter family and General substrate transporter family and Major facilitator superfamily domain, general substrate transporter and Major facilitator superfamily domain-containing protein. Gene Ontology annotation, molecular function: hexose transmembrane transporter activity. Lineage: Eukaryota; Metazoa; Nematoda; Chromadorea; Rhabditida; Strongyloididae. Gene Ontology annotation, biological process: monosaccharide transmembrane transport. Bases 1 to 1428 code for a protein of 475 amino acids. Gene Ontology annotation, cellular component: membrane. The transcript is spliced from 4 exons. The record is from RefSeq and is a predicted model, not a curated record.